CGUCACCAAAACAUCCCCUAAAGCCGCGAAUAGAGAAACGAGCUGCUGGAUAGGUAAACAGAUUCCGCUGUCAUUCAUUCAAACAACGCGAGCUGAUAUGAUGGAUAUUCUUAGCUCCUCUGUGUGGAAAAUGUUAUGACAUGAUACAUCACCGCUAGUCAUACUCUGUCUUUCGAGAAUGGUCGUUGUUUACGGUCUCAGUUUUUCACAUGCCAGUAAUCCGGUUAGAAGAGAUGUCUUUUUAUAGCUGUCCACGGCUGCUAGACAACUAGCCUAGCUCGUUGCGCCGUAGGAGAGCGGCCGACCUUGACCAGAUGGAUAUCACGAGGCUCGCUGUGGACGCGGGCGCGUUUAUCAACCGAGCUGUUCAGUAUACGGAGGAAGCUCUGGGGCAGGCUGAGAAGACAGAGUUGGACAGCCGGUUGGGGAGUCUCCUGGACAGAGCAGAGUCCACUAAGACCUGGACUGACAAAAUCAUCUCACAGACUGAGACUUUAUUGCAGCCUAACCCUGGAGCUCGUUUAGAGGACUUGUUGUAUAAGGGUCUGGAUUGGAGCGCCCCUGAGAGGCCAACCCCCCACGAGCUGCUGAGUGAAAACAUGAUGGACGCUGCUCUGGAACUGGGGAGAAACACACCCUACGGUAGUACUCUGAUUAAGUGUGGGGAGUUGGAGAGGCAGAUCGGGUUGGCGAACAAGAAGCUGAUCCAGAGUACAGACAUCAACUUCCUGUCUCCUCUACGGAGGUUUACUGACCAGGAAUACAUAGUCAUACAGAAUGAGCGCAGGCAGCUGGUGAAUAAGCGGUUAGAUCUGGACAUUGCGAAGGCUAGACUGAGAAAGGCACAGGAAGCAGACAGCGAGGCCCGGGGUCUAAAUGCUAACCCAUUAGGAGAGGAGUAUGUAGAUCAUGUCUCCUACAUGUUCAGCUUCCUACGAGUCAGAUGGCUGAAGAUGUGGGCCCAGGAAGUCUCUCAGGCAGAGAUGGAGCUGAGGAUCUCUCAGUGUGUGUUUGACCGACAGUCAGAGAUCACCAGACUACUGCUGGAGGGAAUCAACACUACACAUGCUGCCCAUUUGAGAAGCCUGUCUGACUUUGUAGAAGCCCAGGGUAGCUACUACGCUCAGUGUUACCAGCUCACACAGGACCUACAAACCCAACUGGCCUGUGCUCCCCCUCUGAUCUGCUACAAUAACAACUGGCACUUAGAAACUAACCAACCCUCAACAGGUAACCUGCCCUUAGCAACCAUUCAGCCCCUAGCAACCAGUGACUCUGCAACAACCAACCAGGCAACUAGCCAACCCUUAGCAACCACCCAGCCCUUAGCAACAUGUGAGUCUUCGACAACCAUCCAGGCAACUAGCCAACCCCUAUCAACCAACCAGACAGCCAAUGAGUCCUCAAAAACCAACACGUCCUCGACAACCAAUAAGUCCUUGACAAACAACCAGACAAGCAGACAACUCUUAGCAACCACUGGAUCCUCUACAACCAACCAGGCUUUGUCAAUCAUCCAGACAAACAGCCAAGCCCUACAAACCAACCAGGCAACCAGCCAACCCCUACAAACCAACCAGGCAACCAGCCAACCCCUACAAACCAACCAGGCAACCAGCCAACCCCUACAAACCAACCAGGCAACCAGCCAACCCCUACAAACCAACCAGGCAAUCAGCCGACCCUACAAACCAACCAGGCAACCAGCCAACCCCUACAAACCAACCAGGCAACCAGCCAACCCCUACAAACCAACCAGGCAACCAGCCAACCUCUGCAAACCAACCAGGCAACCAGCCAACCCCGGCAAACCAAUCAGGCAACCAGCCAACCUCUAGGAAC
Oncorhynchus tshawytscha (Chinook salmon) is the source of this 1842-nucleotide messenger RNA. Its product is annotated as endophilin-B1. Gene Ontology annotation, molecular function: protein binding. Gene Ontology annotation, cellular component: cytoplasm. The record is from RefSeq and is a predicted model, not a curated record. The transcript is spliced from 10 exons. Bases 315 to 1838 code for a protein of 507 amino acids. NCBI's taxonomy places the organism in Eukaryota, Metazoa, Chordata, Actinopteri, Salmoniformes, Salmonidae.